Messenger RNA from Peromyscus californicus insignis, 13477 nucleotides. RefSeq names its product endogenous retrovirus group K member 10 Gag polyprotein-like. Gene Ontology annotation, biological process: viral process. The transcript is spliced from 2 exons. NCBI's taxonomy places the organism in Eukaryota, Metazoa, Chordata, Mammalia, Rodentia, Cricetidae. The record is from RefSeq and is a predicted model, not a curated record. The coding region runs from base 6485 to 7420 and encodes 311 amino acids.
UCCCCCCCCCCCCCCCCCGAAAUAGAUUACAUAAUGCUCUUUUAACUUGGAAUUUUCUCAGUGCUAAUAAGAAAUGAACAACUGUGGAGAGACAUUGGAUAAUAGAAAAAAACUACAGAAUUAAAUCAGUCAAUAUAAUUUAAGGAUGUACUGACCUCAGAAUGGAAACCAGGAUAUGUGUUACAUUGGGGACAAGGUUUUCUUUUUGUUUCUACAGGAGAAGAAAAGCUAUGGAUACCAUCAAAAUUGAUAAAGGUUCUAUUUGAACAAGAGAGACCUCUUCAUUAAAAGAGGUGAUGGUUAAUCAACCAGCAUGACCAUUCAAUUUAAACUAACUUAUACUACUAAUGCUUUUCAUUUAAUCAGGUAUAACUUACCAAAAGGAAACCUCCCCAAAGUUAGGAUUGGGGAAGGGUUUUUGUUUUUGUCUUUUAGGAGAAUGAAUGAUAAGGAAUCUAAAAAGCAGUAGACAAAUGAGACAUCUGAAGAAAAAGGACAAAUAAUACAGAAAAAGAAAUGUCCCAAGAAAAAGAAUAAAUUGGCCUAUUAGUAUAUCACAUAUCUAACAGGAUAAAAUUUCACAAGUCUUCCUAAAUGUUUGUUUCUGCUGUUCUCUACAGACACAUAACACAAAUGGUCUUUAUGUAGUCCCAGUUCAAUUAAAAAUUAAAGCUGGCUUUGGAGUUGGAGCAUGGCUCUUUCCUUCUCUAAACCCAAGCAUGCUUGUUAAAAGAAAAUGCAAAAUCUCUGUAUCAUGUCAGAAAAGUCACCUGAUAUGAGACAGAAGAAAAACCAAAAUUAAUGGACUAUUCUACUGCCACUAAUCUCAUAAUUCUUUGGUGGUAUUUUGACUCUGUAAAACUUUUCUUAAGGUAUGAAUAUUAUAUUAAAAUUUAUAAGAUAUAUAUGUUUUAAACCUUUGUCAUGAUAUUAAUGGUCACAUAGAGUACUAACUAAUUCUAGAAAAAAGGCUUCAUCAAGCUGCCUGUACAUGUUUUCAUGUUUGAGUCUCUAUCAGUUUUUUGCAGGGAAUCAUGACCAUGCCUAACAGCAAAUUUGUAGUCUCCAAAAAGAUGAUGGGGCUCCACAAAGAUGAUUCCAUCAGGACACACACCACCCAAAGAUCAGCUUUAGACAGCAAACUGCUCAGGAUAAUUUUUAGAUGGCUAGCUGAGAUGAUCCAGCCUCACAGAAUACUUGAGUAAGGACUUGAAAUAAGCCCUACAAUUUUGCAUUAUGCAGAGACUGAACAACAAAUGAUACAGCUACCUCUCCCAGGACUUAACAGUUCACUCAAAAAUAUUCUUUUCAAAAACACCUAAAGAUGCCUUUGCCCUCAGACAGCAGGAAGUAAUUUUAAGAACACAACACCCACAUUCUCAAGAUGUGAGGUGGGUGGUUUUUGGUCAUCCAAUGGGUUAUGAAUAAUUGUCAUUGUUUAGAAUGGUUAGUUACAAGUUGUUGUUAAUGGUCAGGAAAAAGCUAAACAAAACAAAUUAGAUUCCUGGUUCUUGUUUGAAAAAAAAAAGAGGAUUAAAAAAGAGGUAGAUUAUUGAAUCUACUCUAAAAAAUAUAAAUGAUAGAAUAAAAUGUAGAUUUUAUUAAUCUACUCUGAAAAGAAAAAAGAAAGAAUAUGAAUAUAAUAAGAUACAAAGGUAGAUUUUUGAAUCUGCUUUUAAAAAGCAACUACUAAUUUUAAAUAAUUUGCAUUAUAUUGGAUUUUUGUAUAUUAUACACAGAUUAUGUAUAUUGCUACAAAUUUGAGAUUGAUUUAUAUAGAUAUGAUAAGAUAAGAAGGUUGAUUGUUGAAUCUACUUUUAGAAGGCAACUACAAGUUUCAAAUAUUUUACUUUGGAUUGAAUUUUUGUAUAUUGUAUACAAAUUUUGUAUACUGAUAUAAAUUUGAGAUUGAUUUUGUUAGAAAAUACUGUACAUAUAUUUCUAAUCUUAUUCAAGGUAUUGUAUCUAUACAGUUUAUUUAGCAAUUUAAUGAAAUUUUCUAGUCCUUAAAAAUUAUUGCCAACUAUUUAGGACAUAAAGAAAUGCAGGUUAGUAGUUAGUCAUUACAAUCAAACUUGUCAUAUUAGAUAUGCUUUCACUAUCAAACAGAAAUAUAUUUUAGGUAGACAGGUCAUCUUCAAAUACUUCAGAGAUCUACAGAAUAUGGCAUUUUAGAUGUUUUAAUAACAGAUUUUUUUCUUUUUUUUUUUUAAUGACAAUGAGACUUGUCUGCCCCUGGCAGCACCAAUCUACAUCAGAGAAGAUAAUGGUCAUUGAAGAAACUCCAUAUAGAGCUUACUUUCAUUGUGGCAAAAGUUAGCCACUGGGCAAGAAAAUACCCUUGCAUUGGCUGCACUGCUGACAGUAUGCUGUCCAAAAUGGACAAGCAGAACACAAAAGAAAGGACUUCUGAUCUUUGCCAAGACAAGAUAGGAAGGUUCUUUAGAAAAUCUUGCUUCACAGAUGAGUCUGUCAGAUAUACUAGGCCUGUAGGCCAAAGAUGGGUGCCCCAAUGUUGCAGAGAAACCUCGGUAACUGUCCAGGCAGCCAGCUCUUUCUGUCAAAACUGACAUUUUUGGGAAGUCACUUGUUUGCACUUUCUGUUUAACUAGGUAAUAUUAUUUCCUUCUCAGGUCUUUGAGGGAGUUGAAGAUUAGAUAGUUAUAGCUUUCUUUGUUAAGAAAUUCAGUAAAGAAAGUCACUAAAGAGGUAUAAAGUGUAUAAGUUGGAAAGACAUCAAAAGAUAGUUUUUGGUUGGUAAUACAAGUUAGGAUAGAAAGUGAAUUAGGUACAUUUUGGACUCACCAAGAUAGGAUAGAUAGCUGGGUGGUGGUGGUGCACACCUUUAAUCCCAGCACUUGGGAGGCAGAGGCAGGAGGAUCUCUGUGAGUUUGAGGCCAGCCUGGGCUACAGAAUGAGUUCCAGGACAGGCUCCAAAGUCACAGAGAGAAACCAUGUCUCAAAAAACCAAAAAAAAGAAAGAAUGAUAUGAUAGACAAUGGAAUAAUUCUGCUUAACUUGUCAAAUGCAAAUGGAAUAAUUUUGCUGAGUUUGUCAAAUGCAAAUGGACUAGACAUUGUUUAUGUAUUUAUUGCCUGUAUAUAUUAUAUAUAGUUAUUGUACUUAUUGUAUAUAGUUUUUCUUAUAUUAGUUAUAACUUUUUUAUUUUAGACAAAAAAGAGGAAAUGUGGUGGUAUUUUGUUUGUGCACCCCAAUAACGUUUAUAUGGGGAUCAGAGGAAUAAGCCAGCCACCAUAUUAAACAUAGAAGCCAGGCAGUGGUAGUAUAGGCCUUUAUUCCUAGCAUUCAGGAGGCAGAGAUUCAUCCAGAUCUCUGUGAGUUCAAGGCCAUACUUGGAACAGAGCAAGUGCUAGUUAACCAUAGAGGUCUGGAGGUCUAGACAGACAAACAGGAAGUGAUAGAGCUGGAUGGAAAGAUGAAGUGAUGAAGCUGGGCAGAAAGAAGAAGUAAGAUGGCAGGGCACAGAAAGGUUUACAGACAUGAAUAUACAGGAAGUGGCUCUCUCUGGAGGCUGAGGAGUUGGUAUGGUGACGUUGGCUGUGGCUUGUUCUAUUCCUCUGAUCCUUCAGUUUUCAUCACAAUAUCUGGCUCCAGGUUUUUUAUUAAUAAAACUGUUUAGCAGUUUGUCUUACAGAACAGGAACUAUAGAUGCAAGCAUAACCAAAGGAAUACAAGAGAUGGAAGAAAGGAUCUCUGGCUUAGAGGAUACAAUAGAGGAAAUAGAUUUGUCAGUCAAAGAAGACACCAAAGCCAAAAAAGUCAUAACAAAAAACAUCCAGGAAAUCUGUGACACCAUGAAAAGGCCAAACCUAAGAAUAAUAGGGAUAGAUGAAGGAGAAGAGUACCAACUCAAAGGCACAGAAAAUAUGUUCAACAAAAUCAUGGAAGAAAACUUUCCCAACUUAAAAAAGGAAAUACCUAUGAAGAUACAAGAAGCUUAUAGAACACCAAAUAGACUAUACCCCCAAAAGAGUCCCCUUGCCACAUAAUAAUUAAGCCACUAAACAUACAGAAUAAAGGAAGAAUAUUAAGAGCAGCAAAGGAAAAAUGCCAAGUGACUUAUAAAGGCAGGCCUAUCAGAAUAACACCCAAAUUCUCAAUGGAGACUCUGAAAGCCAGAAGGUCCUGGACAGAUGUAAUGCAGACACUAAGAAACCACGGAUGCCAGCCCAGACUGCUAUACCCAGCAAAACUUUCAAUCACCAUAGACACAGUAAAUAAGACAUUCCAAGACACAACCAGAUUUAAACAAUAGCUAUCCACAAAUAAAGCCCUAUGGAAGGCACUAGAAGGAAAACUCCAACAUAAGGAAGUCAAAUGCAACCACAAAAACACAGGCAAUGGAUAACGCCACAUCAGCAAAUCCCAAAGAAGGGAAAUACAUGCACACUAUCACCAAAAGAUAACAGGAAUUAACAAACACUGGUCACUAAUAGCCCAUAAUAUCAAUGGGCGCAAUACACCUAUAAAAAGAUACAGGCUAACAGAAUGAAUACAAAAUCAGGAUCCAUCCUUCUGCUGCAUACAAGAAACAUACCUCAACUUCAAAGACAGACACUACCUCAGAGUAAAAGGCUGGGAAAAGACUUUCCUAUCAAAUGGACUUAAAAAGCAAGUUGGUAUAGCUAUCCUAAUAUCUAACAAAGUAGAUUUCAAACUAAAAUCAAUCAAAAGAGAUUGGGAAGGACAUUACAUACUCAUCACAGGAAAGCUCCACCAAGAUGAAGUCUCAAUUCUAAACAUUUAUGCCCCAAAUACAAGGACACCCACACAUGUAAAGGAAACAUUACUAAAGCUUAAAUCACACAUCAAACCCCACACAUUAAUAGUGGGAGACUUGAACACCCCACUCUCAACAAUGGACAGAUCUGCCAGACAGAAACUUAACAUAGAAAUAAGGUAUCUAACAGAUGUUAUGUGCUGCAAGCUGCAGGAAAAUGUAUUGGAAUCCAGACGCUAUCACAAAAGCUACUACUUGGAAAGGUCAAGGACAUUUCUGAAGGUCAAUCCAUGGCUUAAGAAGUUUUGGUGAUAUUUUAGCAUAUAUAUAUAUAGCUGGUUUCUACAAUGAUUUUCUGGUAUGCUGUGUAUGCUUCCAAGAACUUCAAAUAGUAUAUUUUUUCUGAAAUACCUAUCAAACCUCCAAGGCCAAAUGAUCUCCUGAAUUAAGGUAAAUUAAGCUCAGGCCCUCUUUUCUUCAUAGCCUUAGUGACAUUUAUACUAACAUUAUAGAUUCCUAACAUUUACCUAAGCACCUCUAGGAAUGUGGAUUGAGCACAUAAAUUCUCUUUUUCUGAUAUAUUAACUGAUUUUAGCUCUCAACUGACCUCCUCCUUUACCACUCCAUUUUAAGUUGCAAAAGAAAGUCUGAUGGCCACUGUCUGAGGAAAACUCUUGUCUAUCUUUAUGACCCUUUAAGAAUUCAAGCCUGGUGACCUUGCUUUGGCUAAAGCACUGCUAUUGCAUGGGUAUAUAAUUGUAAACCUAAGAGAUUUAGAGAGGAUUUUUGAGGAUAUGAACUGGAGAAGAUUUUGACUGGGGAACUGCGGUGGUAUUUUACUUGUACUGAAAUGUGAUUUUAAUUGUAUGUUAAUAAAUAAAGUUGUCUGGGGGUCAGAGCUAUUAGAGCCAUAGCAAGUGCAUGGCGAUGGUGGCACACGCCUUUAAGGACCUGGAGGGUGGUACAUUCAGGCAGUGAUGAGGCAGUCACAUGUUUGGGUUUACAACCAAUGAGAAGGCAGAACAGGAAGAUUUUAAAGACAUACACACAGGAAGUAGGUCCCUUUCGGAGAGCUCUCUUGGCUGAAGAGGAUCCCUGAAUCAGGAAGGGUGAGGCUCUUAGCUCUGACCUCUUGGCUUUCUUCUCUGAAUUGGCUCUGUGUUUCUUAUUUAAUAAGACCGUUGGUUACAUCUACAUUUGGGCCCAACGUGACAAGAAUCCAUUAAAAACCUGCUUAACUUGGCUUGGCGGCAGGUCUGGUCUCCCGCCAGGGCGGCCAGCAGGUCACGUUUCCCACCAGGGCGGCCGGCUCCCUAGCCCGGGCCCAGGUCAGCUUGGCCUCAGGCCGGACUUACUUUGAGCUACUUGCUUAAAGCCGGUGCUACAGACAAUUCAGGCCUGCCCUGCCGAACAGGGCCCCUGCCUGUAAAGCCAACGCACGUGGUUGGAUCUUAAGGUAGCCAGAGCCAAGGCUUGACUAGGCUCAAGCGGGAACACGUGGCUGGACUCAAGCUCUUAGGCAGAACUUGCUGCUACGGUUCUUGGUGUUCUCUCUCUCUCUCUCUCUCUCUCUCUCUCUCUCUCUCUCUCUCUCUCUGGAUUCACACCUCGGACACUAGGUGGCUGUUUGGAAAUUCACUCGGAUUGGUACUGUUCUAUGAGGACUUGGUAAGUCACUUAACAUAUUGAAUAUUUUAAAGGAAACUAUUUAAAAGAGAAAUUUUUUUCCACAUUUUAAAAAAAAUGGGUUUUCUGUGUUCAUUGGAAGAAAAUUGGGCUUUGUUUGCAAUUUUAGACAGUCUGACAAUGGAGCAGCUAUAUGAGAAGAUUAAUGUUGACCGAAUUAUACAUUUUAUUACUAUGCUUAUUCUCAUUUUACUAUUUAAAAAGAUAGUCAAUUUAAGUGCCAGGAUGACAGCUUUAGAAAAACUUGAUAAACCUGUAAAAACUCAGACAGAAGAAACUAACAGUGAAGUUGCUUCAAGAUUGGAUCAUAGGGUUACAGAAAGAAAGCCUGUUUUCACACAGUCACCCUUAGUUUGUCCAGUAACUGUACAACAGUUGACUGAUCAAAUGACUACACAAAAUAUUUGGGCUCCAAUUGAAAUGUUAGAUUUACGAAGGUUUAAGGAGGCAAUAGUAUCUUAUGGCAUGCAUUCCCCAUAUGUAAAGCAAAUGUUAAACUCUUGGUCAACAUAUAAUAGGAUUGUACCACAGGACUGGCAGGAGCUGGCACAAGCUGUUCUUGAACCCAGUCAAAGGCUUCAGUGGCUAACUUGGUUCAAGGAUGAAGCUAAAAACAUAGAGAAAAAGUGGAGGGAUAAAGGAAUACAAGUCUGCCAGGAUCAGCUUAUUGGAGAAGGUCAAUAUGCUUCAGCACAAACACAAUGUUUAUAUGAUGUCCAAACCCUAAUUUUAUGUCAAACAGCAGCCUUGAAUGCAUGGGACAGAGUUGAGGAACCAGGAAAAAAAACUGAGUCAUUUACAAAGGUUGUACAAGGCCCAAAAGAAUCUUUCACAGAUUUUUUACAGAGACUGGCUUCAGCAGUAAAGAGAAUGGUCCCGGAUUCAGAAGCUAGUAAGAUAAUAAUUGAAUCUUUGGCCUUUGAGAAUGCGAAUGCAGCAUGCAAAACAAUAAUCAGGCCGUUAAAGGCAAGAUCUGCACCUUUGGAAGAUUGAAUUAGAGACAUGGUUAAUGUUGAAGCUCAUGAGCAUGAUGAUACGUGGGUAGGAGAAGCAAUUUCAAAAGGUUUGAGGAAUGUUAGAUGUUUUGGAUGUGGAAAGCAAGGACAUUUGAAAAGGGACUGUAAACAGGUCAUUCCUAGAAACAAUGUUUCUUCAAGGAACAAUGGCAACAGAAUGCCCCUUCCUUCUGGAGUAUGCAGAAGGUGUGGUAAGGGAAAACACUGGACCAACGAGUGUAGAUCAACAAGGGACAGACAGGGUAACCCCUUGCCUCAGUCUUUGGGAAACUCCUAGAGGGGACUCAUGCAGGCCCCAAUAGCAAAUCCAGUUCAAACCUUUCCUGCAGUCGUAGAGGAAACCCCUACUCAGAGCAAUUAAAUAACCAAAUGCCUAUUGGAAUAAGUCAUGCUGGUCAGGAUGAUGAAACAGAGAGAAUAGAAAAUUCAGGAGAAAACAUAAAGAAAAAUUUUUGGCAAACUUCUAUUAAUGAACAAAGACCAAAAUUAUCGAUAAAAAUAAAUGGUGUUUUGUUGUCUGGUCUGGUAGACACAGGUGCGGACGUUACCAUAAUUGCACCAGAAUUUUGGCAUCCAACUUGGCCUCUUCAGGAGGUAAACAUUCAACUGUUAGGAAUUGGGACAUUAUCUCAGGUGAAACAGAGUGCAAGAUGGCUCGAAUGUAUAGGUCCAGAAGGACAGAGAGCAAAAUUAAAACCAUAUGUGGCUAACAUAGCUCUGAACCUGUGGGGUUGAGACUUGUUACAACAAUGGAAUACUCAGAUUAACAUUCCUCCAAUCUCAGAAACAAAUCAUAAACUAGCACAUGUUUCUGAGAGAAAUAUUAGAAGGCAUUAUUCUGAGUGGUCACCAGCCAUCCAUAUUAUACAAGAACAGGGCACAACAACUGAUGAUCUUCCAAAAACAACAACAGCUCUACCUUUAAAAUGGUGAACAGACAAGCCUGUAUGGGUCCAGCAAUGGCCUUUAAAAACAGAGAAACUCCAGGCUUUAGAAGAGCUGGUAGAAGAACAGUUAAAUGCUCAGCAUAUUGAAGAAUCAACCAGGCCUUGGAAUUCUCCUGUAUUUGUUAUUAAGAAGAAAUCUGGUAAAUGGAGAAUGGUAACAGACCUUAGAGCAAUUAACAAAGUAAUUCAGCCAAUGGGCUCUUUACAAUCUGGAAUUCCAUUGCCUACUCUGUUACCAAAAGGAUGGCCUCUCAUUAGUUAUUGAUUUAAAAGACUGUUUCUUUUCAAUACCCUUACAAGAAAAAGACAGAGAAAGAUUUGCUUUCACAGUGCCUACUUAUAUUAAUUCUCAACCGGUUAAAAGAUUUCAAUACAGGGUCCUCCCACAGGGAAUGCUGAAUAGCCCAACUCUGUGCCAAUAUUUUGUACAACAGCCAUUGGAAGUGAUAUGUAAAAAAUUUCCUAAAUCUAUAAUUUAUCAUUAUAUGGAUGAUAUUUUACUAGCUGACUCAAAUGCACAUACUUUAGAAAGAAUGUUUGAAGAAGUAAAGAAAAUUUUGCCUUGCUGGGGAUUACAAAUUGCUCCUGAAAAGAUCCAAAGAGGAGAUUCUAUUAAUUAUUUAGGAUAUAAAAUAGAACUACAAAAAAUUAGACCCCAAAAGGUGCAAAUUAGGAGAGAUAGACUACAGACUCUUAAUGACUUUCAAAGAUUAUUUGGAGAUAUUUCUCAUCUACGAACUAUUGUUGGGGUAAAAAAUGAUGAACUGCAUAAUUUGUUCAAAACCUUAGAAGGUGACAAGGACUUAAAUAGCCCAAGAGAAUUAUCACCUGAAGCUGAGAAAGAAUUGGCCUUGGUAGAAAAGAAAGUACAUGAAGGACACGUGGAUCGUAUUGAUCCAAAGCUGGAUUGCAUUUUGGUUAUUUUACCUUCUAGGCAUUCUCCUACAGGAAUAUUAAUGCAGAGGGAAGAUAUGUUAGAAUGGACAUUUUUACCAAAUAAACCAAAUAAAAAAUUAAAAACUUAUGUGGAAAAAAUCUCUGACUUGAUUUGGAAAGGAAAAUUGAGACUUCGUCAAUUAGCAGGAAUAGACCCAGCAGAAAUUGUACCUUUAACUAAGGAGGACAUUGAAAAAUUAUGGACAGAAAGUGAACCUUGGCAAAGAGCUUGCAGUAUUUUUUGGGAGAAAUUAACAGCAAAUAUCCCCAAAGUGAUAGAAUUCAUCUUAUAAAGAGAACUGAUUGGAUCUUGCCUCGAAUUGUACGGGAAAAACCCAUAUCUGGAGUUCGUACAUUUUAUACAGAUGCCAACAAACAAGGAAAGGCAGGUUACAAAUCAGAAAAUUUAAGUAAAGUGGUUCAAAGUCCUUAUAAUUCAGUUCAGAAAUCAGAAUUGUAUGCUAUUCUGUUGGUAUUAAUGGAUUUUUCAGAACCUCUCAACAUAGUAACUGACUCUCAGUAUGCUGAAAGAGUAGCAUUACAUAUUGAGACUGCAGAAUUUAUCCCUGAUGCUUCAGAUUUAACUUCACUAUUUAUUCAAUUCCAAGAUACAAUAAGGAAAAGGAGUCAUCCUUUAUAUAUAACUCACAUUCGAUCCCAUACUGGUCUACCAGGCCCUCUAGCACAAGGCAAUGAUGAGCUUGAUAAAUUAUUGAUAGGAAAUGUGCUGGAGGCCUCAGAAUUUCAUAAAAAACAUCAUGUCAAUAGUAAAGGCUUAAAAAAGGAUUUUUCCAUAACCUGGCAACAAGCCAAAGAAAUAGUAAAGAAAUGUCCUACUUGUUCCUUCUACAAUCAAACGCCAUUAACAGCUGGAUGUAACCCAAAAGGUACUCAAAGGAAUGAAAUCUGGCAGAUGGACGUGUUUCACUUUUGAGAAUUUGGAAAACUGAAAUAUGUACACCACACUAUUGAUACUUAUUCAGGAUUUCAGUGGGCAACUGCUUUGAGUUCUGAAAAAGCUGAUUCUGUAAUCACUCAUUUGCUAGAAGUUAUGGCCAUCAUGGGUAUACCUGCACAAAUCAAAACUGAUAAUGCUCCAUCAUAUGUCUCUGUUAAAAUGAAACAGUUUUUUGCUUAUUACAAUAUAAAGCAUAUUACAGGCAUUCCACAUAAUCCUACAGGUCAAGCAGUUACAGAAAUAUCAAAAAGAACUCUAAAGGAUAUGCUAAAUAAACAGAAAGGGGUAACAAAACCCCCCAGAAACAGACUGCAUAAUGCUCUAUUAACUUUGAAUUUUCUUAAUGCCAAUGAGAAAGGAACAACAGCUGCAGAGAGACAUUGGAUAAUAGAAAAAAACUACAGAAUUAAAUCAGCCUAUAUACUUUAAGGAUGUGCUGACCUCAGAAUGGAAACCAGGGUAUGUGUUACGUUGGGGACGAGGUUUGGCUUUUGUUUCUACAGGAGAAGAUAAGUUGUAGGUACCAUCAAAAUUGAUAAAGGUUUGAUUUGAACAAGAGAAACUUCUUAAUUAGAGGAGGUGAUAGUUCUUCAACCAGCAUGAACAUCCAAUUUAAACUAACUUAUACCAGUAACACAUGUCUUUUCAUUUAAUCAGAUAAUAACUUGCCAAAAAGGAACAUCCCCAAAAUUAGUCUUGGGGAAAGGUUUUUGUUUUUGUCUUUUAGGACAAUGAAGGUUAAGGAAUCUGAAGAACACUGGACAAAUGAGACAACUGAAGAAAAGGGACAAAUCAUCUAUCCCAGGAAACAGAGUGAAACGGCGUAUGGUUUUCUGCAGGAAAUCACGGCCAGGCCUAACAUCAACUGAAGUCUCCAGGAAGAAGUUGGGGCCCCACAACAACAACAAUUCCACAUGGACAAUAAUAACAUCAUUAAGCUGACAAACAUCAUCUACAGAUCAGCUUUGAACUACAAGGUGCUCAGAGCAAUUUUGAGAUGACUACCUGAGAUGAUCCAGUCUCAAAGACUACUUGAAUAAGGACUUGAGAUAAACCCUGAACUUUGGCAUUAUACACAGACUGGAUAAUGAAGGAUAUGGUUACCUUUCCUAGAAUUUGACAAUUAACCUAAAAUUUUUCUUUCAGGAUAAAGAUACCUUCUCCCAUACCCAGCAGGAAGCAAUUUUAAGAAUACGACACCCACAUUCCCAAAGAGGUGGUGUGGGGCAGGUGGCUUUUUGGUCUUUUUAAUGGGUUUUGGGUCUGGGAUAAUUUUCAUUGUUUAGGGGGUUGGUUACAAGUUGUUGUCAAGGGUUAGGAAAAAGGCUAAGCAAAGAAGAUUAGAUUUAAGGUUCUUGUUUAAAAAAAAAGAGAGAAAGAAAGAAAGAAGAAGAAAAAGACAAUUACUAGUUUUAAAUACUUUAUUUUGGAUUGGAUUGUUUUAUAUUGUAUACAAAUUAUAUAUAUUGAAAUUGAUAGUGUCAGAAAAUGCUAUAUGUAUAUUUUUAAUUGUACUUAUACCAUUCAUUUAACAAUGCAAUUUUCUGAUCCUUGAAUGUUAUUAUUACCAACUAUUAGGAUAUAAAGAAAUGAAAGUUAGUAGUUAGACAUUACAAUAGAACUUGUAGUCAUAUUAGAUAUGUUUUAAAAAUUGAGCAGAUAUAUUUUAGACAGGUCAUCUUCAAACCCUUCAGAGAUCUACAGAAUAUGGCAUUUAAAAUGUUUUAAUAACUUAGAAAAUUUUUCUUUUUUGUUAUGACUAUGAGACAUGUCGGCUCCUGGCAGUACCAAUCUACUUCAGAGAAAAUAUGGGCAUUGAAGAAACUGCAUAUGGAGUUAACUUUCAUUGUGGCAAAAGUUAGCCACUGGACAACAAAGUAUCCUUGAAUCAACUGCUGACAAAAUGGACAGACAGGACAUGAAACAAAGGACUACUGAUUCUUGCCAAAACAAGUGUGGUUAUGGCUUUAUCAAAAGGCAUCUUCUGAGGCCAGGACAAUAUGGCACCAUCCCUGAAAUGGCCUUCGCAAUUCGGAAAAGGUACAGUGCCCUUUUCUUCGAAGGCAGCUGAAUAGGCAGUGGGCCGAUGGCUUCUGAUGUGCAAUGGAACAGCAGCUGAAACAGUUAUUCUUGAAGAGUAACUAAGCUCACGCCUCUCAAUAGUAAACUGGCAUUUGACAGAGGGAUGUGGAGAAGAACGGGAUGCUGAGAUGAAGCCAUAUAUACACAGCCAAGAAGAAUGGACAGUUGAAUUAAAAAACCAUCAACAAUUUCCAGAAUUUAAAAUCCUGAAUCAUGACAUGACACUAGUGGAAUUCAGGUGUUUCUGGUACAUGGACUGCUCUCACCCAAUGUGAGGUUGAACUGUUGACCUUGUGUACAUCCUACUUCACAAAUGAGUCUGUCAGAUAUGCUAAGCCUAUAGGCUGAAGAUGAUGCCCCAGCAUUGCGGAGAAACCUCAGGUGACUGUCCAGGCAGCUGGCUGUUUCUGUCAACUCACAAAUUUUUUGGAAGUUGCUGGCAUGCACUUUCUGUUUUUAUUUUUGUUAGCUAAUAUUAUUUCCUUCUUGGGUCUCUGAGGGAGUUGAAGAUUAGUUAGUUAUAGUUGAAGGUUAGUUAGUUAUAGUUGAAGAUUAAUUAGGAUAGAAAGUGAAUUAGAUACAUUUUGGACUUAACAAAAUAGGAUAGAUAAUGAAAUUAUUUUCUCUGAAUUUGUCAAAUACAAAUGGACUAGACAUUGUUUAGACAUUUAUUACUUGUAUAUAUUGUGUAUAGUCAUUGUACUUUUGUAUAUAGUUUUUCUUUUGUUAGUUAUAACCUUUUUCUUUUUUUUUCCUUUUUAUUAAAAUAGAAAAGGGGAAAUGUGGUGAUAUUUUACUUGUACUGAAAUGUGAUUUUAAUUGUAUGUUAAUAAAUAAAGUUGUCUGGGGGUCAGAGCUAUUAGAGCCAUAGCAAGUGCAUCCGGUGGUGGCACACGCCUUUAAGGACCUGGAGGGCGGUACAUUCAGGCAGUGACGAGGCAGUCACGUGUUUGGGUUUACAACCUAUGAGAAGGCAGAACAGCUAGACUAUGUAAAGACAUACACACAGGAAGUAGGCCCUUUUUUGAGAGCUCUCUUGGCUGAAGAGGAUCACUGAAUCAGGAAGGGUGAGGCUCUUAGCUCUGACCUCUUGACUUUCUUCUCUGAAUCA